This is a messenger RNA of Gasterosteus aculeatus aculeatus (three-spined stickleback), 1507 nucleotides long. RefSeq names its product guanylate cyclase activator 1Aa (gene guca1aa). NCBI's taxonomy places the organism in Eukaryota, Metazoa, Chordata, Actinopteri, Perciformes, Gasterosteidae. The record is from RefSeq and is a predicted model, not a curated record. Gene Ontology annotation, molecular function: calcium ion binding.
CCUCAUCCUCCCCCCCCCCUCCUUACGAAAACACAGGCAGCUACAAAAGGCCCCCCGGGCCCGGGCUGCUCCUCUUGGACCCCAUAAGCCCCCUUGUUGUGUGACUGUGAAGAGGGAUAACUCUCGGCUUCGCAGUAGACCAAUCGGGCGGAGCGGUCCGUGGAUAACAGCAGCGAAACACAAUCCGGUGUCUCACGCACACACACACACACACAGAGAGAGAGAGAGCGAUGGGCAACUCGACGGGAAGCACCGUGGACGACCUGCAGGCGGUGGAGAUGCACCUGUGGUACAAGAAGUUCAUGACCGAGUGCCCCUCGGGUCAGCUCACCCUGCACGAGUUCAAGCAGUUCUUCGGGCUGCGCGGGUUGGACCCGGAGGCCAACGCCUACAUAGAGCAGAUGUUCCGCACGUUCGACAUGAACAAGGACGGCUACAUCGACUUCAUGGAGUACGUGGCGGCCCUCAGUCUGGUGAUGCGGGGGAAGAUGGAGCACAAGCUGCGCUGGUAUUUCAAACUUUACGACGUGGACGGCAACGGCUGCAUCGACCGCCACGAGCUGCUCAACAUCAUCAAGGCCAUCCGCGCCAUCAACGGGAACGAAAGUCAGGAAACCUCCGCCGAGGACUUCACCAACCGGGUGUUCGACCGGAUCGACAUAAACGGAGACGGGGAGCUCUCCUUGGAUGAGUUUGUGGCCGGCGCACGCAGUGAUGAAGAUUUCAUGGAGGUGAUGAUAAAGAGUCUGGACCUCAGCCACAUCGUGACGAUGAUCGACAACAGGAGGCACAGCGUCUAGCCCCCCCCCCCACAUCACACGCCACCUCGCCCUCCGCCGUGUAACCCGGGGGCCUCUGGGUAUGAGGUCAUUUAUAGACUGAGACCGAAGGACUCCAGUGUACUGAAACAGUGACACACGUGCACUUCAUAUGCGGUCAAGUCUGGCAAACUGGUCUUUCUUAUCGGUGCUGAGCGUUUUGUUUACUAAGCUUGUACCUUGAGUUUAAUGUACUGGAUAUAAAGCGUGCUGCAGGUUUACAGUUUAUCAAAUACUCAUUAGUAUAAAAUGUACCUUUUUACACAACAAAUCUUGAUAAAAGCUUGUUUAUUAUCUCAAUUACAGUAUCAUAUCUGACUCCAGCACGAUGGCGACACAUCUCAGGAACAAACUCCUCCCCUCCAGCGAGGUGAGGAUUCACCUGCAUGGUGUCAGAAAAUGCUGAACCUGCAGGAUGAACCAUAUUAUGAAGCUAUGUCACACCUUGAUUAAACAAAUUUAACAGAACCGUUGAACAAAAUAUACAAAGUAAAGUUGCCAUUGUGGCGUUUAUUUUAUACAAAUGAAGAUCUGUACCACAUCCGGUCAUAAGAGAAGAGAAGCUCGUUCAGCAACCACAGGGGGGCAGCGACAUAAUGGGAUUAACAUUCCUCCAAAGACGUUUCCACCAUUAGUCUGAGCGCUUCCUUUUGCUCGUCUUUUAAUACAUAAAUAACUUUCGUCUUGCG